Cyphellophora attinorum is the source of this 1314-nucleotide messenger RNA. RefSeq lists its product as uncharacterized. Bases 1 to 1314 code for a protein of 437 amino acids. NCBI's taxonomy places the organism in Eukaryota, Fungi, Ascomycota, Eurotiomycetes, Chaetothyriales, Cyphellophoraceae. The transcript is spliced from 2 exons. The record is from RefSeq and is a predicted model, not a curated record.
AUGCCACCGCUUUCGCCAGCAGUGCAGGCAGUCCACGCCCCAGGCCUAAUUGACUUCCGGAAGCCAGCCGAGUAUCCCAUUGUCCUUGGCGAAUCUCUCAAGAACGGCUCGUCGUCAGCCAGUCAUUACAUCGACUUGCAAUUCAACUGGCAGCCUAAGGCAGGGUUUGGCGAUGCUGACAGCAGAUUACGACGUGCCGAUGAUGGUUACCGGCUCAAUAUCGACAACGCGAUUGCUCCGGAUGUGGCUUACAGAUACACUGGUCACGACCGGCAAUUGAGCAGUGAUGGUAAAGAAGUCGAUUCAUUCGCCCUCGUCUUCGACAAGGAGAGGUCUGUCUUCGUUCUGGAGACUAUUGCUCAUUCGAUCGACCUCAAUCUCGAGGCCGCUCCCUCACAAUCAAAGGAAGAUGUCCAACGUCUACCUCAAUUGACCAAGACAUCAUCUACAAGCAAGGCUCCCUCGAAUAAGCCACGCGACAAUGACGACCCCGAUCCGGACAAUCCGUUUGACUUUCGAAACUUCAUGGAUGAAGCGAAGGAGAACACCGAGAAGGCCGCCGGCUUCAAGAGCCCACUGCCCGGAAGCAGAACACCAAUGAGCGGCUUUGCAAGUCCUGCUAUGGGAGCUACUCGCUUUACACCCACCAUAGCUCAAAGCCUGCCCCGAGAGCCAAAGGUGGUACAAAGCAAGCCAAAAGUAGAGCCUAUCAAACGCAAAGCCAAACCGAUGACGAGCUCAGCGACGCUCAUGUCAUCAGCAGAUAGCAGGACUUCCAAGAUCCACGCACGCAACAUCUCCACCAACAUCGGUAGCACGCCAGACAUUGUCGUCAACGACGAUGAUGACGACAUUCUCAAGAUGGAUCAGGACUCGCCACCGCAGCAAGCGACGAAGCGCAAGCGUCGUAUUGACCCGGAGAUCUUCCGUAGCCAUACCAGUACGCCAGUCCUUGGACAAAGUCCGCGUGUCGCCCAGCAGCAGCAGCGACCGCGGGACCGAGAUGUCGAGAUGAGGGACGUCCGCGAGGAUGAUGACGUCGAUGAACUCGAGCUAGGCAGUCCGAGGGCACACAGGUCUGCGACAUCGAGGCAAAGCAAGCAUACUAAGAAGGCUGCCGACCGAGACCACGACAUAGCUCCCACACCGCCGAACCAGAAUGUGAGCGAGGAUGAUGAAGUUGCUGAGUUGGAAGAUCUGUUGGGAGGCGACGAUGACGCCGAUACAAGUGUUGGUUUGGGAUUGGGCAUUACUACUGGUGGCAGUGCGCCAGCGGGUGGUGACGACGAUAGUGAGGUCAGCGAGGAAGAAUGA